Messenger RNA from Plasmopara halstedii, 216 nucleotides. RefSeq lists its product as uncharacterized. The transcript is spliced from 2 exons. The record is from RefSeq and is a predicted model, not a curated record. Lineage: Eukaryota; Oomycota; Peronosporomycetes; Peronosporales; Peronosporaceae. Bases 1 to 216 code for a protein of 71 amino acids.
AUGGGACGAUUAUUCACAGCUGUAAGCUGGCAUUCCUGUCCCAAAGCCGAUGAAGAAAAACAGAUACUACGCGGGAUAAAAAAGCCGCACCGCUCAAUGAGAGAAGUCCACCCACUCGUGAACGUAGCAACGGGGGAAGUUUUAAGAGUUAAAAGCAUCCCUUAUUGCUUUAAUCAGAAGCUCCCAUAUAUCUUCAACGUUGUCCCUUUGGGAUAA